CGUCUACUGCGCAUGUUCAGGUAAGAUCCGGACAUCGAGGCCACACCAGAGCACAGAAUGACUGAUGCCGUCGUCGAGCCAGUCGACGCGGAAAGCUCCAUUUCUAUCCUUCAUCUGGCAGACGAAUUAUUGGAAAUGAUAUUCGCGUGUCGCCAGCUCGACCACCGCGACGUCGUAGCUCUGGGUGCCGUUUGUUCGCGUUUCUGGGCGAUAAGCUGCAGUCGCGAGCUGUGGAAGAGAAAGUCUCUCGACAGGUGGAGAGUUUGGAGAUUCGAUGCCGUCGACAGUGGCGUCGAUUGGAAGGCCGUCUUUCACCGACGAUUGUACUGGCAAGAGCUCUUGUAUCCGAUCAUCAGGGAGGUGGCCGCUCUGAAUUUCUCACGACAGGAUGUAUCAUACGACACGAUGCUGCCGGUCGACGACAUACUCCGACACCGAGCGACGGAUGCGGACGGCAACUGUGCUGUUCCUGAGGGGUUGAGCGAUACUCUGGGAGAAAUUUUGAAUUCGGACGGAAGUGAUUGUGAUCUGACGAUGAAAUACUAUGCUGGUCAUGUGAGAGACUAUGUAACGUCAUUUCAAGUCGAGAAAGACACGAGAGCGCUUUGCCGUUUGCCAGCGGAGGAGAUACAGUUGGAGAAAGGUGCAAUACUUUUGUCUCAGUGGCAGAAACUCUCGACCAACGUGAGACCCGACGACGUCUAUAAACAAUUAGAUGCAAUGGCAAACAGAGUUCACGAGUUGUUAAUCCUACAGUGUGACGAUACUGAGAACAACCGUCAUCGCACUUUGAGGCAACAGAACGACUGUUGUGCCACAAAAAUUCCUUUUGAAAAAUCAAGUGACUACAACUCAUGCUAUGUUUCUCAAUCGUGUCAGAUGUUUGGUGUACGGUCGGUGUUGAUCGUGCUAAACAGAGUGAUGUUUGAAGAGUGGCAGUUUGUUGGCAACACACAGGAUUACUACUCUCCGUCUAAUUCAUACAUUGAUGAGGUCAUUGAAAAAAGAACAGGCAUGCCAAUUUCUCUGUGUAUUAUUUAUGCGGCUGUUGCACAGAGACUAGGCGUCAGGAUAGAACCGGUAAACUUUCCGCAUCAUUUCCUUGUACGUUUCUGUGAGAGUCCUUCCAAUGACGCUCAAGUACCUGUGCCAGUCUAUGUUGAUGUUUUCAAUGCUGGUCGUUUUCUGACGGCAGCACAAUGUGUUGACAAAUUUUCUGUGGCAGGGAUGCACUAUAUGUCAGAAGACCUGUUUUUUGUUCCUCCUCCUCAACAGGUAUUUGCAAGAAUGGUGAGAAAUGUUUUGAAUUACUAUCAGAGUGCCUUCACGAUGGACACUAGCACAACUAUUCAGCGUUUGCUGCAUUUUCUGAAUUUUAUUGAGCCUGAUAAUUUGCAGAAUGCAAUCCUACUGUGUACAAUCAAUGUACAUCUCAGAGUAAAUGGUAGGCAGAUCAUUGACAUGCUAAAUUCAAUACCAUCUAUGAGUGAAGAAAUCGUGACGCUCAAAGAGCACGCCGAUGUGAUCUUGAAGGAAAGCUGCCGGCUGCCAGAAGUUGUAGUCAAGCGAAGAGCUAACCCUCAACACCUGUAUGUAACCUAUCGUGUGGGACUCGUUAUGCGGCACAAGCGCUACGACUACAUUUGUGUAAUCUAUGGAUGGGACCCAUACUGCCGAAUGAGCAGAGCGUGGCAAACUCAGAUGGGUGUCCACCUACUCACACACAAAGACCGGCAACCGUUCUAUAGUGUAUUAGUCGAAGACUUGUCGAUAAGAUAUGCAGCACAAGAGAGUUUGGAGAUUGCUCCUGCAGAGGCCGUGAAGCCAAAUCUUCAUCCUCGUGUCGGCAAAUACUUCAGUGCUUUUGAUUCUCACAGGUAUAUACCCAAUGUGGAACUGGCUAAACGAUACCCUGAUGAUGUGUAAAUAGAUUGACUGGUUUUCUUUCUUGUUAUAUGUACUGUAAGAUACGCGUACGAUGCAUACUUGCUUGAAUAUUGCUGACAGACGCAACUGUUAAAUAGUGCACAUAAUAUGAACAAGGACUGUAGUGGUUUACUAUUUGAGGCUCGUGUUCGGAGUAGCCUUGACUGAUGUUGAAUGAAUCGAGGUUUUUUAUUGCUUGUAUUUGGUAGUAAUUAUAGUCUGUUAAUACUAAAUACAGCUUUACAG
Molecule: messenger RNA, 2172 nt
Organism: Corticium candelabrum
Lineage: Eukaryota; Metazoa; Porifera; Homoscleromorpha; Homosclerophorida; Plakinidae
Product: F-box only protein 21-like
Exons: 12
Coding region: 58-1926 (622 amino acids)
Molecular function (GO): DNA binding; protein binding
Source: RefSeq, a predicted model, not a curated record